AUGAACAAAACUCACCCUCCCAAAUUGAAAAAAUUUAUGGACAAGAAGUUAUCAUUGAAAUUAAAUGGUGGGAGACAUGUCCAAAGAAUAUUGCGGGGAUUUGAUCCCUUUAUGAAUCUUGUGAUAGAUGAAUGUGUGGAGAUGGCAACUAGUGGGCAACAGAACAAUAUUGGAAUGGUGGUAAUAUGAGAAAAUAGUAUCAUCAUGUUAGAAGCCUUGGAAUGAGUAUAAAUAAUGGCUGUUCAGCGGAGAAAUCCAUGUCCCCUCACCA
This is a messenger RNA of Cynocephalus volans (Philippine flying lemur), 271 nucleotides long. Its product is annotated as small nuclear ribonucleoprotein G-like. The record is from RefSeq and is a predicted model, not a curated record. The transcript has a single exon. Gene Ontology annotation, molecular function: RNA binding. Lineage: Eukaryota; Metazoa; Chordata; Mammalia; Dermoptera; Cynocephalidae. Gene Ontology annotation, cellular component: SMN-Sm protein complex; catalytic step 2 spliceosome; P granule. Gene Ontology annotation, biological process: spliceosomal snRNP assembly; mRNA splicing, via spliceosome. The coding region runs from base 1 to 189 and encodes 62 amino acids.